Messenger RNA from Dentiscutata erythropus, 234 nucleotides. The record is from the annotation of a GenBank genome assembly. NCBI's taxonomy places the organism in Eukaryota, Fungi, Glomeromycota, Glomeromycetes, Diversisporales, Gigasporaceae.
UUGACUUUAGAUCUCCUUCAUCCUUCACCCGAUCAUGAAAAACGUCAACAUAAGCUUAAAAGACUGGUGCAAAGUCCAAAUUCCUACUUUAUGGAUGUAAAAUGUCCUGGCUGUUUUAGUAUCACGACCGUAUUUAGUCACGCUCAGACUGUUGUAUUGUGUGGAUCCUGCGCUAAUGUAUUAUGUCAACCAACUGGUGGUCGUGCUCGUUUAACUGAAGGUUUUUAUCAAUAA